Molecule: messenger RNA, 7890 nt
Organism: Ostrinia furnacalis (Asian corn borer)
Lineage: Eukaryota; Metazoa; Arthropoda; Insecta; Lepidoptera; Crambidae
Product: Formin homology 2 domain containing
Exons: 23
Coding region: 187-6804 (2205 amino acids)
Biological process (GO): cortical actin cytoskeleton organization
Cellular component (GO): cytoskeleton; cytoplasm
Molecular function (GO): actin filament binding
Source: RefSeq, a predicted model, not a curated record
GCCCGCCCUGCAGCGCGCACUCUGUUCCGCUCCGAGCCAGAUUCUGGAAGACGUCAUCCAAACACGCCAGCUGGUCGAGCCGGGAGGCCGCCGGCUCCCAGUCGCUGGGACGUGCUCGUGACACGUAGUUCUUGGAUAUAAAGUGACGUGAGUAACGCUCAUCACAAUCGAAGAAAGGAAUCCAAAAUGUCUUUUAGAAAAUAUUAUGAUACGAGUAAGUCCUCAACGUACGGACGCAGCCGAGAUUCGUCAGCUACUCGUGGGUCGACCACCACCAGCACCGACCGACCGACCUCGGUCACUGCUAAAUAUCUCAGUCCGACACCAUCCUACAAAUCCAGCAUACCUAUCCUUCGUGGUGAACGGUCAGCCAAAGAUGAAACACCCAUCUCAGCUAUCGCUAAUAAAUAUGCAAAUUAUGGAAAAAAAGAAAAAUCAACAUCAACCUACGAAAAAAAAGACUAUACCAAACUUACCGUUCCAGUAACCGGAAAAAGCAGAGAAACCAGUCCAGUUUCAACUUCUUCAAAAUACAAACAAUACUCUACUACCAAUGGCAAAAGCAGAGAUGUCAGUCCUGUGUCAAAGUCGAAGUACAGUAUGCCUAGCAUCAGCGGGAAAACUAGAGAUCUCAGCCCAGUCACAUCACUGUCAAAAUACAGUUACACUCGACCGUCAAGGCAUUUGAGUCCCGGCAGGCAGACGACCAAAACUUUAAAAGAUAAAAGCCCAGAAUCCAGUCCAGUAAAUCGAGACAAAGACAUUCCAAGCAAGACUGACAAGUUAUCAAGCUAUAACAGCUUGACUAGCUUGUACUCUAACAAGCAUCCUCGAACUUCAAGUUACAGCCGACCUGCUUCAAGAGCAGAAGUAAAGCCCGAUAUUACGAUAAACAGAUACGCGAUAGCCAAUAGGUUAUCUUCGAACUACUCCCCUACAAUUAAACUAUCUUCUGUAUCUCCUGUAAAUCAUAGUCCUACGUUAGAUAGUCCUAAAUUUGAGACUGAGAAGUCAGUAUCACCUUCAAUAUCAAUUAAAGAAGAAAAAGAAGAUAGCCCACAGAAAGAGAUUAGUUUAAAUAAUCAUAGUGAAGAGCAUUGUGAAAUUCAAAGUGCCGAAGGGACUGAAAUUGAGACAGAAACUGUAAUUGUCAUCACUCGUCAUACAUCGCCCACACCACCAGGUUCAUCAGCUUAUGUCCGGAGUAGAAGAGCGGAUAUGGCAAAAACCACAGAGAAAACUAUUACCCGUUCAAAAAAUAAACCAGAAAUGAUUGACAAAGAAAUACAAUCAGAUCGCUUAGAUGAUCCAACAAGAUCUAGUAGAUUCGGCAGUACUGCAAGAUCAAGUGUAACUAGUUGGUCACUUUAUCCCUCAAGUAGUUACACAGGCUACGCAGGAAGAUAUUCUACUAAAUACACAACAUCUAGGGACAAUUCUUCAGGUAACUCUUACAAUGAUAGAAACAGUCGAAGUACUAGCACAGAGCCACCAUCUAAAGAUAGUAUAAGUGGAACCCAUUCUCCAUCUGAACAUAGUAAAAGUAGUCCUAUAAUUAACAAUACCAUACCUGAAAAUAAUAAAGAAGUUUUUUAUUAUGAGGACAAGAAAGAUGAUGAUAGCAGUAAUAUGUCAGAAAUGAUAAUAAAUGUGAAUUUCACAUUAAAAAGCCCCAAAAUUCUUACAACAACAACAACUGAGUUAGUUUCCCCAGAAGUAACAAUUACUAACAGUCUUUUACCACCACAAGCCCCUAAACCCGAAGGUGUUGUAAAAACAAAAAAGAAGGUCCGAAAAUCAAGCACAGAUUCUUCUUCAGACUCGUCUUCGAAGAAAAAAGUUGUUAAGAAAAGGAGUAAAUCAGUUAGCUCCUCAGAUUCCGAACAGGUCAGUGAAGUAAGUGAGAAAAAAAGUGGUAAAAGUUCCUCAUCAGUUUCCCCAUCUAAAAACAUUAAUAAAGUUCCUUCAAGCAGUAGUUUAACGAAAUCUAAGCCAAAAUCUCGAGAAAGUAAUAGUCCAGAGUCAAGCAUGACGCAGUCUUCUAUGAGUGAAGAUGAAGCAAUGUCUCGAUCUAAAACUAUCGAUGUUUCUAGGACAUCUGCUGAUGAAACUUCACUGCCAACCGAUGUGUCUCAUAAGCAAUCUUCACCACAACCUCCACAAAGAAACGAUGAGGGCACUGAAGAAGCAAAGUCUUUCCUUAUACGAGCUUUGGGACCGGUCGCAACUUUGUUCAAAUUAAGACACCAAGAAAGUAAUGAAAAUAGUCAUUGGCCAGACAUUUCUAGCUCAGAUUCUACUGGGAAAGACGUUUCAAACAUUUUGACCGAAAGUGAUAAAUCGAGUAAAACCAAAAAUAUCAUUGCUUCCAAUGAUGAUGGAUCAGUUCAUCUGAAAAAAAUUAGACAUGUAGAAUCUGGUGAAAGAGCUUGGUGGUUAGAUAGUAGUUCCAAUAUACCAGAAGGAAUAGAAAGAUUAUCUCCGCCUCGCAAAUCAUCCAGUGAUAGCGACAAAAGCGAAAAGUAUAAUUUUUAUAAAGUGCGACAUAUAGAGUCAGGAGAAAAAGAUUGGUGGCUUACUAGUAAUAGUAAUGAAACUUCAUCUCUUAGCAAUAAUAAAGAGGUUCCAAAUAGUUUGAGUAAAUCAAAUAGUUUGAGUAAAUCAAAUAGUUUGAGUAAGUCAAAUAGUCUGAGUAAAUCAAACUCUGAUCAAAAGCGGUUUCCUUUGGGUCGGAUUCGGCAUAUAGAGUCUGGUGAAAGAGCGUGGUGGUUAUCAAGCGACAAAAACAUUCCAGAGGGUAUCGAAAAAUUGCCAACUCCCACUCCUCCAGAUGAGUCUGAUUCCUCUGACUCGGAAGAAGUGCAGGUAUAUAUCAGUCCAACGCACAUACCUCCAUUCCCAUUACAUCUACCAGACGACGAACCUUUGGGUGACAGAAGAAGUCCUGAAGGCUUGGAAACACCUAAAGAAAAUGAAGAUUUCAUAGGACGUCACUCACCAUACGAAAACAAUCAUCAAUAUCGUAGAAGAAAUAUGUACCAGAAAGGAAUGGAAAAAUACAUAUCGCGAUACACAGACAUCGAUGAUAUAUUGGGUACUUCGGGUCAAAUAUACAGUCCAUUUAUGGAUUCUAUUCUAGCCAGAAGGACAGGGAUGCCUUUUGAAGAGGAAUGCGAGGAAAUUGACCCAACGCAAGUCAGGAUACACGACAGCACCGCACAGAUGCCGGUCAUCACUAAACUUCGAGGAAGAAACGAGAUAGCUAACUACAGAAACGAAGAUGAGUUGGACGACGCGACCUUACAAAUUUUCAAGGAUGGUGACUACGGACCGUACCUUGACCUUGACUCAACGCUGGGUGAGCAGGAGGAAGAAAUCGAGGGUCUUCAGGACAAUCGCAAAAAUGCGCUCGUCUUGCGUACCCAGUUGCCCGUGCGGGUGCACGCUAUUAUUGAAAAACUGCUCCACAGUCAAGGACGUGAGCUGCGCAGAGCGCUCUUCUCUCUCAAGCAGAUCCUGCAAUCAGACAAAGAUCUGGUCCACGACUUUGUCGCCAAUAAAGGCCUGGACUGCCUCAUGCAAGUCGGGAACUUGGAUGAUCAAAAUUAUAUCGACUACAUACUUCGCGCGCUUGGUCAGAUCCUCCUCUAUGUAGACGGCAUGCAUGGAGUUAUGGGUCACAAGCGCUGCAUCCAAUGGCUAUACACAUUAAUAUGCAGCAAAUUUCGUCACGUCGUAAAAACUGCUCUCAAACUCCUCGUCGUUUUCGUCGAAUACACUGAUAAGAACUCCAUUCUUCUGAUUGAGGCCAUCAAUGUUGUCGACAGCUCCAAUGGCAGGUCCCCUUGGUAUAAUAUCAUGAAGAUCCUUCAAGACAUCGACGCAUCAGACACUGAACUCCUCAUCUACGCUACCACGCUUAUAAACAUUUGCCUAAACAACGUACCUGACCGGGACAUGUACUAUGAUCAGCUUGACGCGCUCCAGGAUCAAGGGAUGGAUGAGAUCAUACAGCUUUACAUGACAAAACAAGGGACCGAUUUGGAUCUUUUGAGGCAGUUACAAAUCUUUGAAGCUGUUUUACUUUUGGAGGAUGGAGAUGACAGUGGAACGGCAAUGAAGCAAUUGGAUGAGUCUAUAAUUAAUUCAGUGAGACGUCGGGGCUUGAACUUAAAUACAUCCGAAAGACGAAGGUCAAAGAAACGGAAUAUGAAAGACAAAGUGAAAGUCCCAGUCAUCGUACAUUCAGAACCCAAGCCUAAAAUCGCAAAUAACAAUCGCCCACAAUUCUUGCCAUCGAUCCUUGAUAAUAACAAAGAGAGUAAAGAACUAAGCACAGCGCUGAGAAGAAGGCGAGACAGAUACGCAAGACAGGCGCACCACAUCAUACAACAGCAGGAGCUUUUGAACAACUCCAACGGAAUAUACAACGGACUCUUUGGAAACACAAAUGGUGCUUAUAACUCGACAAAUGGAAACAUCACGUCAUCUAACACUAAUUACACAAAUGGAUCAUACAUCAAUACUCACAGUUACCAAAUUAUAAACGAAAGCAACGACCAUUAUUAUAAUGGAAACUGCAUAAAAGCUCACGAAGACGACGCUUACAUUAACAGAACAGUAAAGAACCUAAACUUAGCAGACGUAUUAAUCAAUGGAAAUCAAAGAUAUACAGCUGGUUUAAAACAAAGAAUACAAAAUGGGACUUUGGGACACAGUGUAACUGCAGUUGAUGCCUUAACAGUUAUAAGGCAAAAACAACUAGAUGCUACUCCUGAAAAAGAUGACCGGGGAAUUUUGCUGAACAGAGAACACAGCAUCAAAGAUUUAGCGCAAAGACUUACAAGCCCCGUUAGCCCUAGCAGUGAGGAAAAGCAACUACGUGUUGCUGAAAUGGCAGGAAUAGUAUCAAAAGCCAAAGAAGAAUUAGCUAAGUCACAGUCUAAGGAAGUAAUAAAAAGCCCAAGUGUAGAAAGGUCCCCUAAAGUCCACGAAAUAAAAAUAUCAGAAAAUGAACUUCACUGGGAGGAAUUAAGACAGGGGUGUCUCAAGCGUGAAUUUCAUUUGUGUGACUUAGAUUUUUCUGAUCUACGUCAAGACUCAGAUGAUGAAAUGUUAUCUCAAACUGUAAACGCUUCAAGUGGACCACCACCUCCUCCGCCUGGAAUGUUCCUCCCUUCUUGCAAUCCUCCUCCUCUGCCAGGCUUUCCUUCAAUACAGAGAAAUAAUGUUCCACCGCCACCUGCAUACUCUUCAGAACUGUCGAACGAUUCAGAUAGUUCAACAAUAAAGAAAAACAAGAAGACAGUAAAACUUUUCUGGCGGGAGAUUCAGGAGAAUCCUGCCCCACCCCCUAUUAGAUCAAAGAUCGGCGGUUUCAUCUGGGAUGAUCUUCCCGAAGUUCCGUUGGAUACAAAGGCGCUGGAACACUUAUUUGAAUCAAGGACGAACGACCUGAUAAUCAAAGAAAAGCUAAUGGAGCCCAAAAGAAAUUUAAUUCUGGACACAAAGCGGUCAAAUGCUAUUAACAUCGCUAUGAAGAAACUGCCAACUCCCCAAACUAUAAAAGCGGCCAUCAUGAAAAUGGAUGCCAACGUCAUUGGUCGGGAGGCCAUUGAGAAGUUGCUGACCAUGCUUCCUACCGAAGAAGAAAAAAUAAAGAUACAAGAGGCUCAGUAUGCAAAUCCCGACUUGCCCCUCGGUAGCGCGGAGCAGUUCCUGCUCACCUUAGCUUCCAUUAAUGAGCUGUCUUCAAGAUUGAAACUAUGGGUUUUCAAAUUGGAUUUUGAUUAUUCCGAAAAAGAAAUCGCAGAACCACUGAUGGAUCUAAAACAAGGCAUGGAACUGCUGAAAGUGAACAAAACAUUUAAAGUGAUCCUGGCAACUCUUCGGUCAGUCGGUAGUUUUCUCAAUGGGAAUCAAGUCAGGGGUUUCCGCCUAGAGUACUUGUCCAAAGUCAUGGAAGUCAAAGAUACUGUGCACAAACAUCCUUUACUUCACCACAUUUGUGAAAUGAUAAUAGAAAAAUUCCCGGAUACAACCGACUUUUUCAGUGAGGUGGGACCCGUGAUUCGCGCCUCUAAAGUGGACUUUGAGAUCCUUGCUACAAACCUGAAUAAAUUAGAGGCCGACUGUAAGGCUUCCUGGGACCACAUGAAGAGGAUUGCAAAGCACGAUGGGUCUCAAAUUUUCAAGACCAAAAUAAAUGAGUUUUUAACUGAUGCUGCAGAGAGAAUUAUUCUAUUAUCCGUUAUAAGAAAGAGGGUUAUGAGCAGGUAUAAUAAGUUCCUACUUUAUGUAGGCGUUCCCACUGCUGAUAUUGGGAAGACGAAAGCCUCUGAAUUUUUGAAGGUCAUAGCUGAAUUCGCAUUAGAAUACAGGACUACCAGGGAACGUGUUCUGCAGCAGUUAGAAAAGAGGGCAAACCACAGGGAGAGGAAUAAGACUAGGGGCAAGAUGAUUAUCGAUGUUGGCAACUAUUCAAACAAGAUAGACGAGAUUUCGGCAGACAGUGCAUUAAGGGAACUUCUCAGGACUGACCCGAGCGUUGACAGUUUAACGGAGGGCAGGCGCAGGGCUCAAAACAGGAGGGUGCCAGUAAAUGGUGAACUAAUAACGGCUGAUGACGAAAUCAUUGAGAGCUUGGUGAGAUCCGCCACAUCUAACAGGAAACCGAUGACUAGGGAGCGUAGGAGGAACAGGCUGUGCGAUCAAAAAGACUAUUUGAACAGGACAUUGGAUGGCCACCAGUGGCCUGGCCCGGAGGCCAGCAAUGGGUCAACAGCCGCUACGCAACAUAGAUAAACGAGUUAAAUUCGAAAAUAAGAAGUUAUAAUCAUUAGCAAUUUGAAUUUUUGAAUCUCAUGAAAAAACUGCAUUAUUGUUUCUUUUUAGUGUAUUGCUGUCUAUGAUAUUGAAGGAAGUAAUUUGUCUUUCAACUUAAUUAUGUGUCUCAUUAUAAAAAUUGGCGAGAUUGUUUCAUCGAAAAUUCUGUCUAAAUAUACCUACUUAUAAUUUUCUAGUCUCUGUUACUGGCAAGAUCUGGCUUCUAGACUGAUUGUUAUUUGUGCUAUUGGAUAAAUUUUAUUUAGGCAGUGCCAGUCCGUAGUCUAGUAAUCAGUGUGAGGAUUGACCGUGGAAAUGUUCAUGACGAUGCUUUCAGUACAGCCCAGUAGAAAACGGUAAAAAAAAAUCGAAAAUUGUAUAGAGCAAUGAGAGUACCUAGUCCAAAUAUGCAACUAUGAACGUCUUACAUGAUUUCACGCCGUCUGAAAUUAUGUGAAAAUAUAAAAACCUUAGGCUUUGUGUCAUUUUAUUAAAAAAACAUUUUUUCGGACUUACUUAGUUUUGUGUUUAUAGAAAGGCAAAUUAAAUGUACUACCUACAACUUUAGAUAAGCUAACUUUUUCCAAUAUGUACUAUUUUGAUUUGGACAUCAGCAAAUUAAAAAUGUACAAUUUCUAUAUCACACUAUGUUCUGUCUAGUAUUGCUACCAUCACCUACUUAGAUGCAAUUUAUAAGUAAAUUGUAAAAAAGAAAAAAAUUUGGGCUCAUACACUUUAUUUGAGAUUUGACACAUUUAAUUUAUAAAAUCUAUGUAAGUAACAAGCAUCAAUGACUUCUACAAUUAUCCGAUCAACGAAGCUUUUGUAAUCCGAAUAAUUGAUAGUUUUCAUCAUGUGCCAAGUUUCAUAGGCAGAGGAAUUAUUCGAAAGUCUCCAUACAAUGAAUCUCCUCGUUGAUCGGAAUAAAUAUUUAAGGUAUUUUAAGUAAGUAUUAUUUAUUUAAUGCAUGAAUUUAAUCUUAUGUUAAGGUGAUACUGUUUGAUUAAUAGCUGGUCUUUAGUUAAACUGUGUCAAAAGUGGUAACUAAACGAAUUUUAGAUAUUA